Meloidogyne enterolobii is the source of this 1349-nucleotide messenger RNA. Lineage: Eukaryota; Metazoa; Nematoda; Chromadorea; Rhabditida; Meloidogynidae. The record is from the annotation of a GenBank genome assembly.
CCGACCAUCAUUAAUUAAAGAAUCUUCCCCUUCCUCCUCUUCAAAACUUUGUGAAGAACCCUCAACUUCAUUUGUUUUAAUUUUUUCUCGAAUUUUUCCGCGCCGCCCCAUUUCGUCCCACUGAACAAAAACACCCGAUUCGUCCCAACUACAUUUUUGUGCCAACUUUAUAUUUUAAUAAAAGAAUGAGUUUUUCAACAUCCUCAAAAUCAAUUUUAGAUAUUAAUUCUUCAAACUUUGAUCCAGAAUAUUAUGUGCAAGAUUUAUUACGCAAAAAGGGGUUGGAGGAAUUGGUUGCUGUAGAACAGGAUAUGGUAAACAAUGUUAGAAGACUAGAUUCUGAAAUGCAAUCACUCGUUUACGAAAAUUAUAGCAAAUUUUUAAAUGCAACAAGUACUGUGAAAGACAUGCAAAAUAGACUGACUGAUGCACAUAAUGAAAUGGACUCCCUAUCUCUUCGAAUGAACAAAAUUGCAGACUUGUCAGACUCUCUAACUGAAAAAUUUGCAAAGAAUUGUGAACGGGUUAAAAAAUUGAAUGAAGCGCGUGAUUCAGUUAAACGCUUAGAAUUUUUGAUUAAAGCCCCUCAGAUUUUACAGACUUGUGUCGAGCAAAACGAUUUUUCUAAAGCAGUAAACACUUUUGUUUCAAUACAACCAAAAUUGGAGAAGCUGAAAAAUCUUCCUUCAAUGGUAGGGAUUGCUAGCGAUUCAGAAAAGAUUAUGGAAGGAGUUAAAAAACAGCUUUCUGAACAAUUGGAACGUCGUCUUAUCUCAUCCGAAUCAGUUAUUCAAGCAGUUCAGCUUUUAAAAAAAUUGGGAAUAUCCGAAAAUGAAUUAGAAACUCAGUUACUUUCAACAUUCGAAAGAGAAAUUUAUUCAGAAUUAAAUAAAUUGAGAGAAGAAGAAAAUGAACAACAACAAAUACCUGGAGAAUUACCAACUAAUAUUAAAUUUAAUGAUAUUUUUGAAUUUGUGGAUACUGGUUGUUGUCAUUUUUUGACUAAUGUUUCUUUGAUGGCUUCUACUUUUUUACAAUUGUUUAAUAAACAGCAUUCUAGAGCAGAAUUUGCCCAUUUACUUGAACGUGUAAUGACUAUAUUUGAACAAAUUGUAGAUAAACGUUUUGCUAAUGAAACUAACUCUGUUGAUUGUUCUCUAUUUGUAAAAUCUUUGGAUAGAAUUUGUAGAAAAAUUUCUGUUUUAGCAAGGAUUUCACCUGAUUUCAGCUUUACUCGAAUGAAUUCUUCUAUAGUUCAUCGUGCUGCAAAACAUCAAAUUAUUUUGUGCCGUCAAUUUGUUGGUGAAACAAUACAAAAGGCUAUAAAUGAGGUUAAAAUUAUUUUUUGA